Oryzias melastigma (Indian medaka) is the source of this 7241-nucleotide messenger RNA. It is a transcript of the gene satb1a, whose product is annotated as SATB homeobox 1a. Gene Ontology annotation, biological process: chromatin remodeling; regulation of transcription by RNA polymerase II. Bases 594 to 3257 code for a protein of 887 amino acids. The transcript has 11 exons. Gene Ontology annotation, molecular function: DNA-binding transcription factor activity, RNA polymerase II-specific; RNA polymerase II cis-regulatory region sequence-specific DNA binding. The record is from RefSeq and is a predicted model, not a curated record. Lineage: Eukaryota; Metazoa; Chordata; Actinopteri; Beloniformes; Adrianichthyidae.
UGCGCAAUUGUCACAUUUAAUACAUUUGCAGAGCGCGCGAGUGAAUUCAUUAUUACACCAUAUGUUAAUGCAGCUGGAGCUGUGUGUUUGUCAGGCUACAUGCAUGAGUGUGUGUGUUGUGGAGGAGGGAGGAAGGCGGGGGAUGGGGAGGGACCCUCCUCUGCCUCGCUCUCCUUCAGCGCCUUGAAGUGUAACCAACAACUGCUGUCCCGGAGUCGGUGGUGCAGCCGGAUGCGCGGACGGACACGCACUCCGGCUGGAGCGCAUUGUUCUCCACGCAGCCUGAUCCACGCACGGCGCUCCGGAGAGAGGAUGGGUGGUUGCUGGAAACUUGAUCGCUUCAUAGCGGGGAGCGAAGCGCUGUCAACAAGCCAGGAACUAUCCACACACAAAGACUGAACCUCUCCAGAUCAAUUAUUUUGAUGCCAGCAGCGGUUCCUUUAGCAGAAAGAAAGGAGAAAGGAGCGUUUACGCGCGCAGACAGCAGCCAGGAGGAGCGGAGCACAGCACAUGGAUCCAGCCGCUGUCUGCAGGGAUGGACUGCUGAUUGAUGAGAGACAUUCGCGGUGCACACAAACAGUGUAAGAUCACAGAUGGAUCCACUGUGCAAUGAAAUCAAGAAAGCAGAGGGAGGUGAUCUAGACCCUGGACCCCGUCCAAACAAGCUGGCUCGACUGGAUCAACACGAGAUGGGACCCUCCACCCCAGAGUGGAGCAGGCAGGGCAGCCCUGUGACCAAACCCCCCAGCGUGGCUCAAAAGGCUACCACAUCAAGGUCGUCGGGCAAAAACACGCACACCAAAGGAAGCCUGCUGCCUGUGUUCUGUGUGGUAGAACACAAGGAAAGUCUUUUGGAGGUUGAGAAAAAGGAAGAACAUGCAGAGUUUGUGUUGGUCAAAAGAGACCUACUAUUCAAUCAGCUAAUUGAGAUGGCCUUACUGACGCUGGGAUAUUCUCACAGCUCUGCAGCACAGGCUAAAGGUCUGAUCCAGGUUGGCAGGUGGAACCCAGUACCUCUGUCCUGUGUAACGGAUGCUCCGGACGCUACAGUGGCAGACAUGCUUCAGGAUGUUCACCAUGUUAUCACCCUGAAAAUACAGCUGCACAGCUGCCCUAAACUGGAGGACCUGCCGCCUGAGCAGUGGAGUCACUCCACAGUGAGGAACGCUCUGAAGGAGCUCCUGAAGGAAAUGAACCAGAGCUCCCUGGCCAAGGAGUGCCCACUGUCGCAGAGCAUGAUAUCAUCAAUUGUAAAUAGCACUUACUAUGCAAACGUCUCUGCCGCCAAGUGUCACGAGUUCGGUCGAUGGUACAAGCACUUCAAGAAGUCCAAAUACUUCAAGGAGAUUGACAGUUUUUCAGAGCAGUCCGCACACCUCACGCUAACGCCGCAGCCAGUCACAGGUACCCCGGCUGAUCAGACCUCUCUGCUUUUCCCUCGUGGAGCAAUGACAAACAUUUGUGGUCAUUCCGGCCUGGCUCUGCACCCUCCUGGGUUGGUGGCUCAGCCUCUCAGUCCCCAAAUGGCCAAGCAGCAGCUGGUGAUGGCGCAGUAUCUCAACCAGCAGUUCGCCGUGAGCCGCAUGCUCGCUGGCCAGGGGCUCCCGUCCGCACCGCAGCAGUAUCUCAACCACCCCCCUGUGGGAAGGACGCCUGCCAAAGUGUUUUCUAAAGCCCCCGAUUCCCAAGCCUCACAGCCGCCACAGUGUGGCCUUGGAGGAGGUUCAUCAACGGGGCUGCAAAGUCAGACACCAACUGGGUCUUCUGUCGGCUCAGUGGACGUACCGGCUGACAUCUACCAGUGUGUGAGGGAGGAGCUGAAGCGAGCGGGCAUCUCUCAAGCCAUUUUUGCCCGAGUAGCUUUUAACAGGACUCAGGGGCUGCUGUCUGAGAUCUUGCGAAAAGAGGAGGAUCCAAAACACGCCUCCCAGUCUCUGCUGGUCAACCUGCGCUCCAUGAACAGCUUUCUGCAGCUCCCAGAGGCUGAGAGGGAGCGCAUAUACCAGGAGGAAAAGGAGCGGAGUUUGACUGGAUAUACACCCAGCUGCAAUAACACGCCCCCCCUGUCCACGCAGGCUAGGCUUUCCCCGGUUACAUCUGAGAGAGGGUUCAGGACAGACAGCUGUGUUCUCCACGUCAGCGGCUCCAUCUACGAGGAGAUUCAGCAUGAAAUGAAGAGAGCCAAGGUGUCGCAGGCCUUGUUCGCAAAGGUUGCUGCUUCCAAGAGUCAGGGCUGGCUGUGUGAGCUUCUCCGCUGGAAAGAGGACCCCUGUCCAGAAAACCGCACUUUAUGGGAGAACCUGUGCAUGAUUCGCCGAUUUCUCUGCCUACCCCAGACCGAAAGGGAUGCUAUUUAUGAGCAAGAGAGCAACAACAUGACUGCGCAGCAGCAUUGCACUGACAAACUCGCACUACUCAACAAUGACAACACACUGUACCAGCGCAACUCCCUGAUGCCACAGCAACACCACCUCCAACCCCUGCAACCCCUUCAGCCAGAGGCAGCACCUCACCUGUCUCCACGGCAACCGUGUGCCGCAUCACCGGCUGAGUCGGAGGCAGGGGCCACCUGGGGGCACUUCAGAGUACGCCUGCAGCGCCGAAGCAGUUGCAGUGUUGAAAGAGGGGAUACCAAAGACUGGAUGGAGGGGUCUCCGAAAGAUAUUGAGAGCCUGGGUGGGGACUGGGGCGGCAUUGGAACGGUGAGAGAGAAGGUAGGUGCGCAGUGGGGUGAUGUAAAUGUGAAAGAAGACGCCAGUGAGAUCACGGAAGACAGGAAAAACGGAAAUAUUAAGGAAAAACUGUACGCAAAACUCACCAGAAUGAAGAGUGAAGACAAGGGCGAAGUUGUCGGUUGUUCCAAAACGCACUGCAAGGAUGUGGUCCAACUAGAUGCGCUCAACGUGUCUAGUGAUGCCCUUGUAAUCCUGCAGAGCUUCAUCCAAGAUGUGGGCCUCAAUCCAGAUGAGGAGGCAGUUCACACCCUCGCCGCACAGCUGGGCCUGCCCAAACACACCAUCCUCAACUUCUUCAACAGCCAGGACCAAGGACAACAUUACUACCACAGGCCGGCAUGUGCACAAGAAGAGCAGAAAGGCUGUACUCAAGCUGACCUCUCACAUGCUGACUUGCCUACUCCUGAACUGCCAGAGAAAAGUGAUGGAAGCACACCGAAGCAAAACGGUGGUGUCAGCGAAUCAGACGUCGGCACUCAGACUGUUCCCCAAAUGAAAGAAGAGCAGGACAGUGGCUUCUGAUUCUCAGAAACGUUUUGACAUUGACACUCUUCUUCACACCGUCUGAAUGCAAUUCAAACCUAAUCCUUUAGUAGAGAUUCACUGUGCUUUUGUAAAAAUAUGGUGACAAGCAUGCGUUACCCUCAAUCUUUUAACAGCAGAGUUAGCUAAUUUUCAUAAAUGAAAACCAGAGAAUGUCAAAAGGUGUGCAGACUUCCUCCACUCACCCUUGCAUUGCUGAUGUUAUGUUCCAACAAAAUUCAUCCAUUUUCUUAGCUCACUAAGUCCCUCUUGGGGGUUGCUGGAGCCUGUCCUGGCUACUAUUGGUACAUACUGAACAGUCAAAUUCAUACUCCAAUCAAAGGAUUUUCCAGAGUAUUCCGCAUAAAAGGUGUAUUAAUCUCAGUGUUUAAAUUGGGGUAUUCUGAUAAAUGAAAUGUUAAGGAUUACAUAGUAGUGUCCAUCUAUAACAGGGGUCUCAAACUCAAUUGACCUUGGGGCCACUGAAGACAGAGCCUGGCUGUGGCUGGGUUGUAUGGGGUUCCAUUUGUGCCAAAAAAAAUACGUUUUUGGGUCCACUGUUUAUGUCUUUGGUCCAUUGUCUGUGUCUACUGAACAAGUUUAUGGAACAUUUGUUCAUGUCUAUGUACCACUAAGCAAUAUCUUCUGUGUGUUCUGUGAAACGAUGCUAACGGCGCUAGCAACUGUUGCUAAAGACUUUUCUGAUGACGAGAUUCAACGAUAACAGCAAAUGCAACGUUUUAAGCUGAAACAUCACAAAGCAAAUACAAAGCUAUCAUCAAAGAAGCGUGGACACACAGAAGAUAUUGAUUAGUUGACAUUGAACUUUCAUAUUAACGUGGGGCUUCAAAAUAUCAACUUGAGGGCCGCAAAUGGCCCACGGGCCGCCAUUGUGAGACCCCUGAUCUUUACUGAUGGCUGGAAUUCAUGUUAGCAUCUUUGAGGUUUUGUUAGCAAGUGUAGUCCCAAGCAACAGUAUUUUUCACCAUCAGGAACUUACUAAAAGGCAGGAAGCAGAUUUCUGAACAUAAACUCAAAUUUAAAAACCUGAACACGUCAGAGAUCAAAAACUGAACUCAAGUGUGACAAAGCAAAAGGCUGAACCAUGAUAAAUAGGAGGAAGAAGACAAGAGGAUCAAACAAAGACGAAUUUGCAAGCCGAAUAGACUGAGCGGUCAUUACCUAGAAAGCAGCUUUGAUGAUUGAAAACUGUAAGAUACACUAUGUCUGAAUUCCUCCCUGACUCACUAUAUAGUGAUGGAUGUGGGGAAGCACAUGAACAGAAAAAUACUCUAUUGAACAUGAACUGAACACUUGACCAAAAUAACCUGAAAUACCAGAACAAAGGAAAAGUAAACUGAGUAAGUACUGCCCUUGGCAAAAAGUAGCACACUUGAAGUUUAUUGUUUUAUAAGUAAACUUGAGUAUAACUAUAGCAAGUAUACUAUAGUCCAGGGGUGUCAAACUCAUUUUGGUACAGGGGGCCACAAACAACCCAACUGAUCUCAAUCAGUAACAUAAUAGCAAAACAACCUAUGGUCUACUUGUUAUCUGUAGCUUUGUAGCUCUAACAACCUAGUAGCCUAAUCACCUAUUAUUAUCAUUAUUAGAGCUAUUAUUAUUAUUAUCUUCUUGACAACAACAUUUUGGUAAUUGUGGUGUCACACCUAAGGUGAGGUGAGAGAACCUAACUCCAUUUUACCCAGACGUGGCAUGCGCUUGCGAAUAAAAAUCUUGUUUAUUUCUUGAUCUCUUGUUACGCCUGUGUUUUUCUCCUUUGCUUCCCCUAGUGGUGGAAUUGCGCAUUACGGCAAUUUCUUAAGAUAAACUUAACUCGCCACAGGAAUGGGCUAGAAACUUGCUUUUUUCCCCCCAACAUCCUUAUAUUUUUUCUCUUUGUUACUGGGCCGAAUUAAACCAUCUGGCGGGCCGGAUGCUGCCCCAGGGCCAUAUGUGGCCCUCAGGCCGCAUGUUUGACACCCCUGCUAUAGCCCAUGUGUGUCUAUUGCGCAAAGUAUACGAACUCAAUACUUCUUCAGACUAAAUUGGAACAUUUUAUGUUAACGAUAUAUUGAUAGUACAUAAAAAAGUAAACUUCAAGUAUACGGCUUACUUUUAGUAAAGUGAGGGAGUAUACUUAAAUAGACUACUUUUUUCUAAGGGUGAUUCUCACACCCAGGUGCGGUGCCUUUUUGAAAGUGGCUGUAGUGUUAUGUAUUUAUUAAAAAAAAUAAAACUCUUCCUUGAUUAAAUGCACUUAACAAAAUCAGCUGUGAUAAAGACUACAUUUGUUAUUGUAUAGUUCCUAUAGGUACAUGUGUCAAGUAGUGGGAACCAAUACAAUCAGCCUCAGAUUAAUUGGCAUUUUUUUAUGAGUGAAUUUCUUCAGUAAGUUUUUGAAAAUGCCAGAAAUGCCUUGUAAGAAUAUGCCCCUUGUUAAUGUUUUUCUGUUGUGACUUUUACGUUUUUUUUCUCUGCUUUUACUGUGUUUGUCAUGAUAUCUACUGAGACUACUGCCAUUUAUAGAGGUGAACUUUUGAACGUGUGUACGUGUAAAAAAUAAAGCAAGAAAUCGAGGGUUGUGCUGUAUUUGAAAAAAAAACGAAAUGAAAGAAAGACAAAAUAUGAAGUCAAUCAAAUGCUCCUGUUUCCCCAAGUUUGUUCCAAAUAAAUAUGUUUUAUUGAGCUUAAUGAAGAUCAUUUCAUCUGUGUUAUACAUCAAGUGGUUUUACCCAUGCAUGCAAAUGUACAUUUUUAAUACAAGUGAAGUUAGUUAAAAAUAUAUAUCCUUUGAAUGUUUAUUUAACGAAUUUAUUCUUGAUUUUUUUUUUUUCAAAUUUUUAACAAAAUAAAAGUUGUAGAUAGGAUUUUCUCUUUUCUUAGUGCAAGGGAUCUUUUUUUGUUUUUUUAAAAUCAGCCUCAGUUGGACAGAGAAAUUAAACUGAUAAUUAGUAAUGGUUGCCAAGAAGUUCAUGUCAUGAGGGGCUAACAUAGCUAGAAGGCCAAAAAGUUCACGCACAAAAAAAAAAAAAUGACAGUUUAGAACUGGGAAAGCUAAAGUAGAUCCCAUCUUGAUUUUGGAUUUACUUCAAAAACAUGUAUUAAUAGUUUAAAGUACUAAUUAAUGUUAAUCUAUGUGACCUAGAAAGGAGAACAGAGUCAAAACCAACAUUUGUUAGGCUACUAUUUUAAACUGGUACACAAAAAAGCUGUACUAAUUGGAUUAGACAGUCUUUGUCUGUGUUUUAGGUCUGAGGAGUCUCUCUUAUAGUACAUGACUGGGUGAAUUAGUGUCAGUAAAACAAUGGUCCAUUGUUUUGAUCAGCAGUGGAUCUGUUUCUUUCCGAUCACAUGUCUCUUACCGCUGCCAGUGUUGUCUGUCUUUCACCUCUUAAAUGCUUUUCUUUCAUUAACUUCAACUGUUUUUUGUCUCUUCAGUUUCUUCAUCUGACUCGUAUAUGUCUCUCCUCCAGACUUUUUAUUUUACAGCUACCUUUCUAUAAAGAGAGCAACCCAUUCUGGUCAGAAUAGCUUCACAGAGGAGUUCAAUAAAGCUGUGCUCUUUACUGUCAUCUGUUUCCAUGACAAUGCUUUAGUCAGGGCCAAGAAGGGGCCAUGAAAGCCUCAUCAUCAGUAAUAUUACCUAUAAUAAUGAUGAUAAUGGCCCUCUUGAAAUGCCGUGCCUGUGAUAAUGAUGGUAAUAGCGAUGGUGGUCAUUAUUCCUGCUUUGUGUUAACCCCCAAACACCAGACACACUUGUACACAACAACACUAAUGCCAACAUUUGAAUCGGUCAUGUUAUCUAAUGUCUCCAUCAGUGUAUACUUUCCCAAGGAUGUCUGCUUUAAGAGCGUUUUGCUGUCUGAGUGUCUGUGGGUGAAAUGUUGUGAUACAGCUGUUUGUUAAAGGCCUGCUCAGAUCAUCUUGACUUGUCUGAUCUCAGAAAUUGCUGUAAUUAAGUCACCAUAAAACGGUUUCAAUCAG